This is a messenger RNA of Myodes glareolus (Bank vole), 901 nucleotides long. Lineage: Eukaryota; Metazoa; Chordata; Mammalia; Rodentia; Cricetidae. The record is from RefSeq and is a predicted model, not a curated record.
CCUCUGGCCGUUCACACCGCAGCUGGACGCCGACCUGUCCGCAGCGUUGGCCAUGGACACCUUGGGCAGGCUACUCCUCCUGACCGCACUGCUCCUGGCGCCCGCCGAGGCCCAGCAGGAGCGCCGCCUGAAGCCCUGGCUGGUGGGCCUGGCCGCAGUUGUAGGCUUCCUGUUCAUAGUCUUCGUCCUCAUGCUGGUCAACCGUGUCUGGUGCUCUAAACCCAGGCCAGAUGAUGAAGAGGUGAGAGUCAGAAUGGAGCCCAGUGAGAACGAGUACACGGAGCCAAGUAAAAAGGACAAGAAGAAGCAGAAAAAGAAGGUGGACAAGAAGGAUGGUCACAGCAACGCGGGCUUGGAGCUGGAGGAGAAGGAAUCCUCCAGUGACGAGAGAAGCAAGAAAACAGCCUUGUGAAGCCUCCUGCAGCCUGGGGGAGCCUCUUCAUACCACAGCCUAGUAUCGCCUGGAUCUCAAAACUGUCUUCAAAUAAGGAAGCCAGCUCUGCCUGCCAUGUGUCCAUGUGUCGCCCAUCCCCAUGCACGCCCUCACCGUCAGCCUGUGCCCUCUCCCUCUCCUCUGCUCUCCAGCCCCCAGCCAUCCUCUGCCACAGCUACGCCAGCCCCCUAGGCAAGCAUCGCCCGACUGUACCCUUCCUCUUUUCCGAUGGCCCUGAGCCCCUGAGCCCCUGCGCAGCUCCUGGACGGCCUUGCGCCCUCUAGUGGAAGCCCCGUGGCCCGCACUUUCUCAGCCAGGGUCUCUCUUCUUUGGACUAUUCUCCCAUGGUCAUCUGGUUCUUGCUGAGGACAGUUUUCUGAGGGGUCUUUUGCUUCAUGUGAUCAGGGGUGGCUGUUUUCGGGGGAUACUUCCUUCCAGCCCCUUCACUUAAUAAAGACCCUACUGUUC